This is a messenger RNA of Fraxinus pennsylvanica, 2379 nucleotides long. The record is from the annotation of a GenBank genome assembly. NCBI's taxonomy places the organism in Eukaryota, Viridiplantae, Streptophyta, Magnoliopsida, Lamiales, Oleaceae.
AUGAAGCCUCCCAUUUUUGGCUUAAAGCUUCAAGCUUUUUCACUAUUUCUUAGUGUUUUGUGUUCAGCAAUUCUGUUUGUUGAGUCUCAAACAAGCCCAGAUGAUGCUUCAGCCAUGUUGGCUCUCAAGAAGAGCCUCAUUUUACCAGAAAGUAUCGGAUGGUCAGACUCGGAUCCGUGCAAUUGGAACCAUGUGGUUUGCGCGGAGAAACGUGUUACCCGGAUCCAAAUCGGGCGCCAGAAUGUUCAAGGUACACUCCCUCAAGAACUAUCGUCUCUCACACAGCUUGAGCGAUUAGAGCUUCAAUGGAACAAUAUUUCUGGACCUUUACCAAGCUUGAAGGGGUUUAAUUCACUGCAAGUGUUGAUGCUUAGUAACAAUCAGUUUAGUUCCAUUCCUGCUGAUCUUUUUACUGGCAUGUCUUCUUUGACAUCUGUUGAGAUUGAUAAUAAUCCAUUUUCUGCUUGGGAAAUCCCGGAAAGCCUUAAAAAUGCUUCUACACUUCAGAAUUUUUCGGCUAAUUCCGCAAAUAUUACUGGAAAAAUUCCUGCAUUUUUAGGAGCUGACGAGUUUCCUGGUUUAACAAACUUGCAUUUGGCUCUCAAUAACUUGGAAGGGGAGUUGCCAUCAAGUUUUUCGGGUUCCCAGAUCGAGUCUCUGUGGUUAAAUGGGCAGAAACUUGGUGGAGAGAUUGGUGUUAUACAAAAUAUGACAUAUUUGAAGGAGGUUUGGCUUCAUGGCAAUGGAUUUUCUGGUCCAUUGCCUGAUUUUUCGGGCUUGAAGAAUUUGGAGAGCUUGAGUUUGAGGGACAAUUCAUUUACAGGGCCUGUUCCCUUGUCUUUGGUAAAUCUUAAUUCCUUAAAGAUUGUUAAUUUGACUAAUAAUUUGUUGCAAGGGCCAAUGCCGAAGUUUAAAGAAUCAGUUUCUGUGGAUAUGACAAACGAUACCAAUCGUUUUUGCUUGCCACAACCUGGUGAUUGUGAUUUUAGAGUGAAUACUUUACUUUCUAUAGCAAGAUCAAUGGAUUAUCCUAGAAAAUUUUCUGAGAAUUGGAAAGGGAAUGAUCCGUGUACCGAUUGGUUUGGGAUUACUUGCAACAAUAGGAACAUAACCAUUGUUAACUUUCAGAGUAUGGGGCUUACAGGUACAAUUUCUCCUGAUUUUGCUUCACUCAAGUCGUUGCAGAGACUGAUUCUUGCUGAUAAUAAUCUUACUGGCACUAUCCCGGAGGAGCUCACCACUCUGCCUGGACUUACCAAACUAGAUGUAUCAAACAACCAGCUUCACGGGAAAGUGCCAGCUUUUAGAAUUAACAUCAUUGUAAAGACAAAUGGAAAUCCUGACAUCGGGAAGGAUAAGAGUGCUUCAAGUUCUCCUCGUAUGACUUCUCCAAAUACACCCAAUUCUGGUUCUGAAAGUGAGGGUGGUUCACAAAAGGAUCAGAAGAAAUCUCGAAAUUGGAUUGGAGUGGUUGUAUUUUCUGUAAUUGGGGGUAUCUUUGUGCUUUGUUUGAUUGGAUUGGCAGCUUUCUGUCUGUACAAGAGCAAACAGAAGCGUUUUAGCAGAGUUCAGAGUCCAAAUGCUAUGGUAGUUCACCCUCGUCAUUCUGGAUCAGAAAACGAUAGUGUAAAGAUAACAGUUGCAGGAUCGAGCAUCAGUGUUGGUGCUAUCAGUGAAACUCAUACUGUUUCAACCAGUGAAACCGGCAACAUUCAAAUGGUUGAAGCAUCGAACAUGGUGAUCUCCAUUCAAGUUGCAGAUUUUGGCCUCGUGCGCCUUGCGCCAGAAGGGAAAGGCUCCAUUGAGACAAGAAUUGCUGGAACAUUUGGAUACCUGGCACCUGAAUAUGCAGUGACUGGAAGAGUGACUACGAAAGUGGAUGUUUUCAGUUUUGGUGUGAUCUUGAUGGAACUGAUCACUGGUAGAAAGGCACUCGAUGAGAGCCAACCUGAGGAAAGCAUGCACCUUGUGACAUGGUUCCGGCGAAUGCAUCUGAACAAGGAUACAUUCGGUAAAGCCAUCGACCCCACAAUUGACCGAAAUGAGGAAACUUUAGCCAGCAUCAGCACUGUUGCUGAACUGGCUGGCCAUUGCUGCGCAAGGGAACCAUAUCAAAGGCCCGAUAUGGGCCAUGCUGUCAACGUUCUUUCGUCUCUUGUAGAGCUUUGGAAACCAUCCGAUCAAUGUUCCGAGGACAUAUAUGGAAUUGAUCUCGAUAUGUCUUUGCCACAAGCACUUAAGAAGUGGCAGCAACUUGAAGGUAGCCAUGCAGACUCAUCAUCUUCAUCCUACUUACCGAGCUUGGACAAUACACAGACUAGCAUACCUACGCGGCCAUAUGGAUUUGCUGAGUCAUUCACAUCAGCGGAUGGCAGGUGA